Klebsormidium nitens is the source of this 1700-nucleotide messenger RNA. The record is from the annotation of a GenBank genome assembly. NCBI's taxonomy places the organism in Eukaryota, Viridiplantae, Streptophyta, Klebsormidiophyceae, Klebsormidiales, Klebsormidiaceae.
UAGGUACACAGCGUAGGCUGCGUAGCCUGUAGGGAGCCUGUAGGUACCAGGACUUGACAAAAGUUUAUCAGGGACGAAAGGAAGUAGAAGGUUUUGAAGGGAGCACUUCGGGGAUUGGAAGUCGUCUUUGAUAGAAGCAGGCAAGCAUUCAGGGACCAUUUUUUACGUUCAUGUGUAGAUAGUUUGUUGGAUUGGGCGACAGGCUUAAACUUGCGAUGGAAGAAAGAGCGGGAUUCCAUGGUUACUUGAAGCGGACAUGGGAAACCGCACAAGCAGCUUUUGGGCGGGCAUGGGAGUACACCCCAAAAGGGUUUGGAUAUGCACCACUGGUCGAAGAAGCAGUGAAGCAAGAGGUCGAGCAACAAGAGGCAGAGCAGUCCAAGCCUCCCCCGGCCAAAAAGCGACGCUUGAUGGACACGAAUGCACCAGAUACUCCAUCCGCUGAUGCUCGGCCAAUUGGUUUCAAGGCGCCUGCCCAGUCAGAUGUUACCCCGGGUGACACCAAUGUGAGCACUUUCACAGAAGAUACCAGCGAACUCAGGAGCCCAGAGUCCCGGCGGCGGACUAAGCCACGGCGUCUGACCAAGCGGCCCGCAAGCCAGAAGGAGGCCAUAACGACCGCACGCGAGCUGGUGCGCAACCUGGGGGGUACGUUUGUGGAGCAGCUCGGGAUCGAUCUGGCGGAGGGAUCCCCCGAGGCAAUCGACAAGUGGUUCUUGUGGGCGCUGCUGUUCAACCACCGCAUCUCAGCAAACAUUGUGUUCAAGACGCAUCAGGUGCUCGCGGACGCCGGCCUGGUGCGUCCGCAGGACGCGUCCGACUUCGGACAAGAGCAGCUGGCGGAGCUGCUGCAGCAGGGCGGGUACACGCACUACAUGCAGCAGACGGCGGCGCGGCUCAAGCGCGUGGCGGAGCAACUAGAGGAGGGCCCGCACCAGACGGUGGCGGAUCUUAAGGCAAUCGCGGACCCGCGCGCGCUGGAGCGCGAGGUGGAGAAGCUGCACGGAGCGGGGCGCAGCACGGCCAUACUCUUCCUCAGGGAGCUGCGGGGCAUCUGGCCCGGCGCGCAGCCCGAGUUCGACGACCGGGUCAUUCGCGCGGCCGCCCACUUGGGGCUCCUCGACUUUGUGGACGAGGCAACCAAGAAGAAGACAAACCUUUCCGAGCCCGGGGGCGAGCAGGCAGCCCAGCUUCUGGGCUCGCCGCACCCCCUGGAAGAGUUGGCGGAGAAGGCUGGAGUGGGCAUCCGGGACUUGGAAGCGGCGCUCGUGCGGGUAUCGUUGGUGCACUCGCACCAGUAUAAAACCUGCGGGGGUGCUUCGAUGUGUGAGGGACUAGAGGGAAAAGAGGGCGGCAACAUAGUGGUUGGGAGUCCGAGUAAGAAGAAGGGGCUGAAGGGAGGGGACAAGAAUGUCCGGUAGGCCUGGAGAAGACGGACUAGAGAGCACAAGGUGGGCGGGACGAGCUUGUUCGAGCGGUGACCAGAUGAUAGCACAAUUGAAAGAACAAAGCAGGGCCGGCGGACAAAAAACCUCUCAACUUGACAUGCACCGGCAAAGUGUAAGGGUGUUCGAACCUGAGCAUGGCUUUAGGCUGCAACCUGCAGUCAUUUAUGAAAGUUGGGAUUUGCUUCUUGUCAUUUGUGAAGAUUCAACAGAUUCAAACGUGACUCUGCCCGUUUGAGGCGAGAAAAACUGAAU